Triticum aestivum (bread wheat) is the source of this 1817-nucleotide messenger RNA. Its product is annotated as 3-ketoacyl-CoA synthase 5-like. The record is from RefSeq and is a predicted model, not a curated record. Gene Ontology annotation, cellular component: membrane. The coding region runs from base 55 to 1491 and encodes 478 amino acids. Gene Ontology annotation, biological process: fatty acid biosynthetic process. Lineage: Eukaryota; Viridiplantae; Streptophyta; Magnoliopsida; Poales; Poaceae. The transcript has a single exon. Gene Ontology annotation, molecular function: acyltransferase activity, transferring groups other than amino-acyl groups.
ACCAACGCCUAAAAACAACGAGUCCUGGAUCCACUGCCCGCGCACCUCAGCAACAUGGUGAGCAAGCACCUCAAACCCCUCUACCAGCUGGUCGUGAACAACUUCCGCAUCGUCGUCGUGGCACCAGUCACAGCCGUCGUCCUUCUCCGCAAUGCCGCGCCACUCGGCCCCGACGAGCUGCUCUCCCGGCUCCAUGGGCUGCGGCAGGUCCAUGUCUUCCUAGCCGUCUUCCUACCGUUCGCCAUAGCCACCCUCUACCUCAUGCGCCGCCCCCGUAGCGUGUACCUCGUGGACUACGCCUGCUGCCGGCCUAAAUCCAAUUGCCGAGUAUCCAUAGCCUCCUUCAUCGAGAGCGCCCGUCUGUCGCCGUACAUCGACGACGGCACCUUCCAUUUCAUGACGCGCAUGCUCCAGCGCUCGGGCCUGGGCGACCAGACCUACCUCCACCCUUCGCUGCACCACAUCCCGCCGCACUGCUGCCUGAGCGAAAGCCGCGACGAGGCGGAGCAGAUCAUCUUCGCGACCGUCGACGACCUGCUCGCCAAGACGGGCAUAAGUCCCGCAGCGAUCGACAUACUCGUCACCAACUGCAGCGGCUUCACCCCGACGCCGAGCUUCACCGACAUCAUCGUGAACAAGUACAAGCUCCGAGGAGACAUCCGGAACGUGAACAUGUCCGGGAUGGGGUGCAGCGCUGGGGUGAUCUCCCUCGAUGUGGCGAGGAGCCUCCUGCAAGCGGCGCCGCGGGGCGCGCACGCCCUGGUGGUGUCCAUGGAGGUUACCUCCUUUAUAUACUACACCGGACCAGACCGGACGAUGCUGCUGCCAGGUGCGCUCUUCCGGAUGGGCGCGGCGGCGGUGCUGCUGUCCACAUCCAGGGCCAAGUCCCGGCUCCGUCUCACGCACAUCGUGCGAACGCUCAACGCCGCCAAGGACAGAGCCUACCUGUGCGCGUCGCUCAAGGAGGACGAGCAUGGAGAGACGGGGAUAUACCUGUCCAAGGACCUCGUGCCCGUUGCCGGAGAAACACUCAAGGCCAACAUCGCCGCUUUAGGGUCCGUUGUCCUCCCGCCGUCCGAGAAGCUGCUCUUUGCGCUAUCCUUCAUCGCCCGGAAGGCACUGGGCAGGAGGAUCAAGCUGUACGUGCCUGAUUUCCACAUGGCCUUCGAGCACUUCUGUGUCCAUUCCGGCGGCCGGGCGGUGAUCGAUGCGGUGCAGACCAGCCUGUGCCUGUCGGAUGAGAACGUUGAGCCAUCGCGGAUGACGCUUCAUCGGUUUGGGAACACGUCCAGCAGCUCGCUGUGGUACGAGCUGGCGUAUAUCGAGGCCAAGGGACGGAUGCGGAAGGGUGACCGCGUGUGGAUGGUCGGCUUCGGCUCUGGCUUCAAGUGCAACAGUGCCGUGUGGGAAUGCAUUAGGUCGCCCAGCGACGUGACCACUCUUGGCGCGCCUUGGGCUGAUUCCAUUCAUCAGUACCCUGUGAAGAUCUAGAAAGUACUCCCUCUGUAAAGAAAUGUGUUUAGAUCACUGCUUUAAUGAUCUAAAUGUUCUUAUAUUUCUUUACGGAGGGAGUAAUAAGCAGGCUAAAGCGAUGGUGCAUGUACAAGAGUAUGACCGAGUCCGACCAAUCAUAUCCUUUGAUUGUUCAUGCUAUAAUAUUUCAAGAAUGUAUUUUUGCUAUACUAUUCAUGGCAUUGUAUGACAAAAGAUUUGAGCUCCUUAAUGCCGGGAGAGUAGACUUUCAUUUGCCUAGGGUUCUUCCCUAUAUGUUGUAACUCUUAACUUCUUCUCUAUUAAUGUUGUAACAUGAUGUCUUC